UAAUAUUUUGCGAUAUCAAUUUAGCUUUAUCUUUUAAUCUUAUAUUCCUCCUUAUCCUCGUGAUCCCUGCUGAAGCAAUGUUUACAUCCAAAUAAUGAAAGGGUAAAUGGUCAAAGGAGAAUUCCAAGAACAUUAAGGGAAAAAAACAGACAUACAAUGGGAGGGAACAUAAGUUCACAUAAGAUGCCAACCUCAGAACCCACAACUUCAACAGCUGGAGAUGGCAUAAAGUCAAUCAGGACUACAAAUGUUUUCAAAGCAGUCAAUUUUGAACUUUAUGUAAAACCAAACAUAGCAGUGAUGACAUUUGGAGUUGUAGCUAUUCUGUGUAGCACAGCUUAUCUUGCAUAUAUGAAGGCAUCAAUGAGGGAAAGUAAAACUUAUGUUGCCAUUGCCGAGGAUGGAUCCCAACAAUUGACAAUAAAGAAAUCAAGAUGGGAGUGAUUACAGUGGUUACUAAGGACCUGUGCUUUAAUAUUGUUGUACAGAAAAUAAAACUAUUUAAUGUAU
Penaeus monodon (black tiger shrimp) is the source of this 510-nucleotide messenger RNA. Its product is annotated as small integral membrane protein 8-like. The transcript is spliced from 3 exons. Lineage: Eukaryota; Metazoa; Arthropoda; Malacostraca; Decapoda; Penaeidae. The coding region runs from base 157 to 444 and encodes 95 amino acids. The record is from RefSeq and is a predicted model, not a curated record.